Messenger RNA from Cimex lectularius (bed bug), 731 nucleotides. RefSeq lists its product as uncharacterized. The coding region runs from base 27 to 731 and encodes 234 amino acids. The record is from RefSeq and is a predicted model, not a curated record. The transcript has 3 exons. Lineage: Eukaryota; Metazoa; Arthropoda; Insecta; Hemiptera; Cimicidae. Gene Ontology annotation, molecular function: nucleic acid binding.
GUUGCUGUGAACAUGACUCUAAUCACAUGGCGGUCAUCCCCCCUGAUGACGAGUCAUCCAGCGGUGUGGUUGUACCGGGGCUGUACCGAUCUCGGUCUCUCCCUCACUACCUGGGCUGUGACUCUGGGGUGGGAAGCUUCAGCGAAGGAGGAGCCGGUGGAGAGAAGGCUCUGGCCGGACAGGGCAAGGGCGAAGGCCUUGUGGCUGUGGCUGAACUGAGGCAGCUCAUCACCCUCAGGCAGCACUACUACCCAGAGGGCGGCUGGGGGUGGCUUGUCCUCGCCUCUUCCGUCACCGUCCACCUCCUCUCCCACGGGCUCCAACUGGGAGCGGGGAUCCUUCCGACUCACAUCCAGGACAAAUUCGGACCACGCCAUCCUACUCUCACAGGUAACUACGAUUUACUUCUAACAACGAUUUUAUAUGUUAAUUUUGUCCAGCAAGCACAUAAUGCUUUCAUUUGCGAGUGUAGCUACGCGAUUUGCUCUGAUUCAGAAUCGGCCUUACAUGCCUUGGAACACCGCUAUUCAGAUGAUCCCAGUGUGCAGGAGGUACCAGCGUCACUGGGGAGCCUCCAACUGCAGAGAAGGAGCGUUUGUUUCGUCUGGGUUCUUGGACAUGUAAAUAUUAAAGGAAACCAUUUGGCAGAUGAAGCUGUAAAAGAAGCAGCCAUGACAGGUCUUCAAAUCAGGAACGUUCCAAAGGGUGAUAUGACUGUAGUUUACAAAUAA